AAGCUUUCCAAUGAAAUUCUAGUUGCUGUUAAGGUAUUCAACAAUUCCAUUGGAAAUGGAGAGGACUUCAUUAAUGAAGUUGGCACCAUCGGUACGAUUCAUCAUAUAAAUGUGGUUCGCCUAGUUGGUUUCUGCGCAGAUGGAUAUAGACGAGCUCUUAUCUAUGAAUUUUUGCCAAAUGAGUCACUAGAGAAGUUCAUCUUUUCAAAAGAUACUAAGAGACAAGGCCUUGGUUGGGAGAAACUUCAAGAAAUAGCUAUUGGCAUAGCCAAAGGAAUAGAAUACCUUCAUCAAGGGUGUGAUCUACGUAUACUUCAUUUUGAUAUUAAACCUCAUAAUAUCUUAUUAGAUAACGACUUCAACCCUAAGAUCUCUGAUUUUGGUCUUGCAAAAUUAUUUUCCAAGGACGAGAGUGCUAUCUCCAUGACUACAGCAAGAGGGACAAUAGGAUAUAUUGCCCCUGAAGUGUUUUCUAGGAACUUUGGUCAUGUUUCUCAUAAAUCAGAUGUUUUUAGCUUUGGAAUAAUGUUGCUUGAAAUGGUUGGUGGGAGAAAGAACAUUGACAACACUGUAGAGAACACUAGCCAAGUGUACUUCUCCCAAUGGAUCUAUAAUCAUCUGAGCCAUGGGAAAGAGUUGGAAAUCAGGAUAGAUGAAGACGGAGAUGCUACCAUUGCUAAGAAGCUAACAAUUGUGGCUCUUUGGGGUAUCCAGUGGUACCCAGUUGAUCGCCUUUCAAUGAAAGCAGUGGUUCAGAUGUUGGAAGGAGACAGAGAGAGCUUGAUCAUGCCACCCAGUCCUUUUGAGUCUACAAUGCCUUCAAAAACUAAUGUAGCUAAUAGUGAAAGACCCCUCUCUUUGAACUUACCAAUCAUCUCAGAAUAAGGGUGUGGACAA
Messenger RNA from Telopea speciosissima, 897 nucleotides. Its product is annotated as rust resistance kinase Lr10-like. Gene Ontology annotation, molecular function: protein kinase activity; ATP binding. The transcript has a single exon. Gene Ontology annotation, biological process: protein phosphorylation. NCBI's taxonomy places the organism in Eukaryota, Viridiplantae, Streptophyta, Magnoliopsida, Proteales, Proteaceae. The record is from RefSeq and is a predicted model, not a curated record. The annotation marks the transcript as partial.